Aphidius gifuensis is the source of this 3144-nucleotide messenger RNA. RefSeq lists its product as uncharacterized. Bases 1 to 2853 code for a protein of 950 amino acids. NCBI's taxonomy places the organism in Eukaryota, Metazoa, Arthropoda, Insecta, Hymenoptera, Braconidae. Gene Ontology annotation, molecular function: nucleic acid binding. The transcript has 3 exons. The record is from RefSeq and is a predicted model, not a curated record.
AUGACUACAACACAAAUGAAUACAACAAAAAAAAUAGCAUCUCGUGAUGUGAAUUACCAUUUGCUUGUCCAAGCAAGUUCUACAGAAUUUACUGAGAAGGGAAUUAGAAAUAUUUUUGAAAAAUAUGGCAAAAUAAAAAACUUUAUACCAAUUUCAUAUGGAAAGAAAGCUCAAUUAACUUAUGAAAAUUUUUCUGAGGCAGUUGCAGCUCUUCAAGGUGUCCAUGAUAAACCACCAUUAAAAUUACAAGUUGAUUAUUAUAAAAAAGACGAUGAUUUUAUAUCACGUUAUGAAUAUACUCAUUGUCGAAUAACUGCAGUUGAUCCAAUUAAACGUAUGUAUCGUGUACGACGAGUCAAGGACGAAAAAGAUUAUAAAAAAUUUCAAGAAAAGCUACAAGAAGCAUCAAAUAAAUGCUCAGAAACAAUUGAUGUUGAUAAACUUGUUGUUGGUAAUGUUUAUUCCAUCAUGUAUUGUGGAGUUUGGAAAAGAGGUAAAAUAUCAUCAAUUAAUCCAAUUAGAAUUGAUUUGAUGGAUGAUGGAGAAACAUUAAAGUCAACAGUACAAAUAACUAGCUAUAAAAAAAUUGGUAAAUUAGAAGAUCGUCGAUUUUCAGGAUGUCUUAAGAUGAAAGACAGUCCAGAUAAUGAAAAUAAAGAUUUACGUACUGGAAGUUAUGUUGAAGUAAGAAUGAUUGGAAAGCAUGAAAAUAUGAAUUAUGUUGUUAGAAAAAGUGAUGAAAUAAUGGACAAUAAUAUAAAUAAUAAAAGUACUAGUUCAAUAGAAAAUAUCAAAACUAGUACUCAAAAAGAUAAUGUUGAAAGUAAGUCAAAUAAAUCAACAGAUAUUUUACCAAGUGAUAUAUGUAUUUUCGAUUCAUUUGAACCUGAAAGUUCAAUUGAAAUUUCAAUAAGUGGCCAAAUAGACUCAACAACAGCAACUGCAGCAGUAUUUUUAUAUACUGUCAAAGAACCAUUUCAAUUAUUGGAUAAAUUAAAUGAACAUUGUAAUCAACUUGUGCAGAGUUAUAAUAAUUAUAAACCAAGUAUUAAUGAAUAUAUUUGUUUUAAACAAAGUGGUCAUAUAAAUUGGUACAGAGGAAUUGUUUUAUCAGCAGGAGAAUCAAUAAAAGUUGCCUCACUUGAUCAAGGUAUUGAAACAACAGCUCAUAAAAUUAUACCAGUUCCAGAUAUGUUUAAAAACAUUCCAGCACUAGCAGUACAAAUAAAAACUCAUGAUAAAUUUCCAUAUUCAAUUGGUAAUUCAGCUAACUUGAUCAUUUGUGAUAUUGAUAAAGAAUUAAAAACAGUUUUUGCUAGAUUUAAAAAUUUUAAAAUUAAUUCAGAAGUAAAAAUAACUCAGUGGACACCUUGGAUAAAUAAUGAAAAAUCUAUUGAAGAUGUUGUUAUAGUGCAUGAAAAAUUACCAACAGCUAUAAUUAAUUCUUUAAAUGCACCAAGAGAUGAAAACGUUAAUUCAACUAUUGUAGAAAAAGAAAAUAUUGUCAUUCCAGUAAUUGAAAAAUGUAGUUCAACUGUUAAUGAAAAUCCUGCUCCAAAAAUUGAUAAAAAAAUUAUAAUUAAAGAUUUUGAUUUAAAAAAUAACAGUCAGGUUGUUGUGCAAUCGUAUCUUGGCCCUUCAGUUAUUUGUAUAGCAGGCAUGGGAAAUGAUGAUGUUAAACUUAAGCAAACUUUUGACCAAGAAAUAUGUGAUACUGUUAAGACGAGUGAAUUAAUUGAUAAUCCAAAUGUUGGUGAUUAUGUAUUAGCUCGUUACAAUGGUAAUAAUUAUUAUCGUGCAAAAGUACUUUCAAUUUGUGAUAAAAAAAUAGUUGCCGAUUUCAUUGAUUUUGGUGUAAUUGAAAUAAUUAAACCUGGUAAUAUAAAAAAAAUGUCUGAGUCAUUGAUGAAAUAUCCUUCAUUGAUGAAACAAGUUACAUUAAAAAAUGUCGAUAAUAAUCCACCAACAAAAGAAGCUGCUAAUUAUAUUAAAACACUUUUUGCCACAGAGGAAAUAUUAAUUUGCAGUUUUGAUGAUAAUUUGCCAGACAAAGUUGAGCUUAAAACUCUUGACAAUAAAUCAGUUAAUGAUGAAAUUAAUAAAUUAUUGAAAAAGUUUGAUGACGAAAAAAUUAUUCCUAUUAUACCAAAACCAAAACCUCAAUUAAGACUAAAUAAUAUAAAACGUGAAGAACUAAAUGGUAUUGCUGCAAGAAAAAAUACUAAUAAAAUUGAAUCAUCAAAAAUAAUAGAAGAAACAUCACAAUCUGAAUUAGCUGGGACAAAAUCAACAGAAGAAUUAUCAUUAAAAAGAAAAUUAACAACAGAAACAUCAUCAAAUACAAUAUCAUCAACAGAAAAAAAAGCAAAAUUAACAACAGAAACAUCAUCAGAUACAAUAUCAUCAACAGAAACAACAGAAAAAAAAAUAAAAUUAACAGAAUCAUCAAAAAAACCUGAAUCAAUUGAUAACGAACAAAGAUCUUCAAGAAAAUCAUCAAAAGAGAAAUCACCAGAAUCAAAAAUAUCGUCAUCAUCAUCAACAGCAACAACAACAACAACAACAACAUCAAGUUUAAAAAAAAGAGAUAUUCCUCCAACAAAACCAUACAGAUCAUAUCCAAGAUGUACAGAAAUUUAUUGUUCUCAUUGCAAGAAUUUUACUCAUUAUACAGAAGAUUGUCGUGUUUUGAAGAGAAAAAGGAAUCAUCUUCCUCGAAGAUUAGAAAAUAAUUACGACUCAUCAAGAUAUGAUGAUUAUCGUUUUGCUGAUUCACGAAAUCACGUAUCAAUUCGAAGAUCAAAUUUUGAUAAUCCAAGACAUGGUCGAGUUGGACACUACUUUGAUGAGUAGUAGACUAUUCACUUAGAUUAACAUUUUUUUUAACAAAUAAUUUAAUAGAAUUUAUCGAGUAAGUUAUUUUUUUUUUUAUUUUUUUAGAGCUUAUUAUUGUUGUGAGUACAUAAACAAAAAAAUUUAGUGUAUUUAUAUGUUAGAAGAUUCUUUUUUAAUUCCAACGAUUGACCUUGCAUAGACAUGUUGUCAUUGCUUCAAUUAAAAAUUCAAUUUACACAAGAGGAUAUUAAUCACUAGAAUAAAAAAUUUAAGCGGGCCAAGUUGUAAAAAAAUUGUUGAACGAAUAUU